GCUAUUGGUUAUGGCCCAAAUUCCAGGGGUUUUCAUGGCUUAUGCGUAAAUUUAAAUGGCUUGAGGAUUGUAAAAGAUAAGACAAUAAAAUUUUGGUGGGGUUUUGUUAAUACUUAUUUCCCUUUUUGUUUUUUGUUUUGCCUCUGCCAGUAUUUGGCAGUAGCUUCGUUAUAUGAAACAAAGGAGGGCUUCUCAUCUUUUCAGAAAAGGUUUGAGCCAUUGUGCUCAAAUCUGUUUUAAUAAUUUCAGUGAAACAGUAAAGUCCCACAAGACACUUUUGGUGACUACAAAGGAGCCAUUUUCUAAAGUGCUCUGAAAAUCACUUCAUCGAUGUGCCCUAUUAUUCCUGUAAGAAUUUUGUAAGUCCUGAAGCGCUGAAUUUGAACAAUUGGCUCAGCUCCAUAAUGAAUGAAGCAGGUUAUCUGGAAAGUUUCUUCUGGAAAAAGAGGCAAAUUUCAGUGCCUAAGUUUGAGCUGAAAUUUUGAAGGUGGAGCUAAAUGUUAUCUCAACAUGUGGAUGUUCCCAAAUCUGUGUCAGGAGAUGGUGGUAAGGGUGAAGAGGGAUGCUUGGUCUGUGCCCUCUCUUCCUUCAUAGCAUUUUCUCUUAGCUGGGUUUGCUUCUAGUUUUGGAGCCUAGCUGGGGAAAACUCGGUAAUUAAAAUAAAAUACAUUUGUGGGAGGGACUAGCAAAGGAGUCUUGCCUUGGAAGGGUUAAACACCCACAAAUUGUUCCCUUCAAGCCCCUCUCCCUCAUAUUGACAUUACGUAGGAUUGGGAAUCUUGUGUUUCCCUAGGAACAUCUAGCUCCACCUUAAUUAUUUUUAUCCUAGAUCAGGGGUGGCUUCAUGGAUCAGAUCCUCAUCAGGAUCAUUUUCAGUGACCAUAUUUGACAGAUGGGCAAUGCUGUCCAUCCGUCAGUCCUGUGAUGUCAUUAUGAUGACACAUGAUGGACAGGGGGACAGCCUUGCCCACCUGUAAAAAAAAUCCCUUGUGCAGUUCUGCAAGCCUCCUCCCACCCAUUUAAACAGUCAAUUAGAAGUUUUAAAGAGGAUCGUGCAAAGACUUUGAAAGGGUUCUGCAAGUCUCCCUACUCCCCCCCCCGUAAGCACCUGAAAGGGGAGUGUGAGGAGACUUAACAGAGGCUUCAAGACAUCCCUGUGCUCUCAUUCUGAACUCUGAAGGCUGAAAUGUGAGCUUUCCUUAAGCUAAGGUUACCAGACGUCCCCGUUUCCCGGGAGCAGUCCCCAGAUUUACAAAUCAGUCCCCAUACGAAAUCCAUUAAAGUUGAAAAGUGUCCCUGGAUUCAUAAAAAAAUAAUCUGGUAACCUUACCUUAAGCCUGCCUUUAAAUGUGAUGAUUUUGUUAAAGCGCUUUGUAAAAGUGCUGUUUGAAACAGCUUGUGCUGCUUCUUUGCUGUGGGCUGCAGAUGCUGCCACCCACCCUUUUCUGCUUGCUGAAAAGAGAACUGUGAACUGUUUCAAACAGCACUUCUGCAAAGAGCUUUAAUUCCUGCUCAUCAGCUGAGUGGGGAUUCAGUCCUGCUGCCUGCUGAUAGCAGCAGGUGGGCGUGGCUUGAGGGAAAUGGUUUCGCAGGCCAUAUUGGACACCCUGGUCAGCCAGGAUUGGCCCAAUGGUGAGAGAGUUCCCACCCCUGCCCUAGAUUAUGUGGGAUUUGUGGGAUUUUAAUUCUUUCCACUGUUUCCUAGUUGCCAAGGAAUAGCUCUGGACAAAUGAUGAAUGCAGCUUCCUCGCAACUUUGCUUCUAAAGUAAUCCCCCAAGUAUCCAAGCAAACUCCUUAGAUACGCCUGAGCCCCAGGGCUUUCCUUGUUAUAAAUGCAGCACUUAACUGUAGGAGAAAACCUUUUUAUUUUCUUUAACCGUUGUACAAAUAGCUGACACUGAAUUGCUGCAGUACUUUCCCCUCCACCUACAUUAAUUUUUGACCAUUUUGAUUUUCUUUUCAAAAGAUGAGACAUUAUGCUUGUUGUGUUUUCUCCCUACAUGCACUAAUGGUUCCUUGCUGUUUUAACCUGUUGCUAGGCCUGUUCCAUUCUAACAUCUUAGUACUUCUGUUAGCUUACAUGUGAAAUGCAUCACCCAGUUUGUGCUUGAGCUCAUUUUAUUUUAUAUUUUAAAUUCCUUUUAAUUGGUUAAUAUUUUCAAUUUGUUUUGUAUUUUUUUUACUAACCUCACUGUAUAUUUUCAGUUUAACAAUUGGCUGCAUGCUAAUAUAUCUAUAUAUAUAUACACACAUAUAUGUAUAUUAUAUAUCUCUUGUUAUAUAAUAUAUAUAUUAUAAUUGAUUUAUUUUUAUUUUUAAAGAAAACCCAAUCAAGUCUAGCCUGGAUUUUGCUCUGAUUGUGUUUUGGUUUCUAGUGGUGGGGGCAAGUCUGACACUUAACAACUUAACUUGGUCUCUUUAAAGUCUGACACACAAACAAGUUAAAAAAAAAAAGCAGACUAAGCACAUCCGUUAGUUUUUCUUUGCACAAAUCAAGUGGUGCUCUCUAGGUGAUGGAUAUGAUUGUAUAAAGUAGCUUGAUUUUAUGCUUUUUAAAUGUCAUUUUUUUAUUUUCUCCCCCAUUGCUUCCCCUCCCCUUGUUAUGCACAAAAGUUGCCCAGCACACCAUCAGAAAGUGUGAUGACCCUCCCUGAAACCCUGUUCCUGUGGAAAAAUCUUGCCAGCAGGAUAAUAUUGGACACCGCUUGCUACAGAAGCAUGGCUGGAAGCUGGGCCAGGGCUUGGGGAAAACUCUCCAGGCAUAAUGAUCCGGGACUUGUUGUGGUGAUGGUAAACUUAGUGGAAGGACAGAUCCCAUCCCGAUUGUCGUCAAAUAUGAUGUCAUGGGCAUGGGACGGAUGGAAAUGGAACUUGAUUAUGCCGAAGACGCCACAGAACGGAGGCGGGUCUUGGAAGUGGAGAAGGAAGACACCGAAGAGCUGAGACAGAAGUACAAGGAUUAUGUGGACAAAGAAAAGGCGAUUGCCAAGGCCCUUGAGGACCUUCGAGCAAAUUUUUACUGUGAGCUCUGCGAUAAGCAGUACCAGAAGCAUCAAGAGUUUGACAACCACAUCAAUUCCUAUGACCACGCCCACAAACAGAGGUUGAAGGAUCUCAAGCAAAGGGAGUUUGCUCGCAAUGUUUCCUCGAGAUCCCGGAAAGAUGAGAGGAAGCAGGAGAAAGCCCUCCGUCGUCUCCACGAGUUGGCUGAGCAGAGGAAGCAACCUGAAUGUGCUCCAGGAAGCGGGCCGAUGUUUAGAACCACUACUGUGGCAGUAGACGAGGAAGGAGGAGAGGAGGACAUCGAUUCAGCAGCUCCCAGCAGUUGCUCUUUUUCACCAGCUCCUGGGCCAGUUGCCAGUAUGACCACAGACAAGGGUCUUGUUUGUGCCACUGGGCAAACUAGUAGCAACAUCGGGCUUGGGCAGGUGCCUGUCCAGGUACCGCAAGCCAUCAGCUCAGGGGUUAACCCUCUUAAGAUAGGCGUGUCUUUCUCAUUUGCCAAAAAAGCCCCAGUGAAACUAGAGUCAAUUGCCUCCGUCUUCAAAGACCAUGUUGAUGAGUCCAGUUCUCCCGAUGACGAAGUCAAAGCGGAUGAGAAAGCCCAGCCCGAUCCUGGAGCCUUGGGGAAAUUUGGGGAGGUCGAGGGGACAAACAGCCCUGACAGCAAAGGCGACGAAGAGGAGCAAGCGCACGAGAAGGAGGGUCUAAACACCACCCUGUCGAAGCUGAAAAAGAUGAAGCGAGACGACGGCCCCAUGGCACUAGAGCCAGAGUAUUACCACUACAUCCCGCCUGCUCACUGCAAGGUGAAGCCGAACUUCCAGUUCCUGCUGUUUAUGAAGGCCACAGAACAAGUCGAAGCAGAGGCCAUGAGCAAGAAAAUGGCUCGCGAAAGGAAGCGGAGCAACUCCCCAAAACCCAAAGCGGCAAAGAAUGGUGAGAAGGUGACAGCAGUAGAGUGUGCCACCCACCAGAAGGAACCGAGUCCUUCCAGCAAAGGCAGCAAAACUGAAGUUAAAGACCCUCCAGAAGAGACAAGCGGGCAGGAAGGCAAGCCACUUAAGGGAAGCAGUUCUACGGAGUCCGAGGUCGCCAAAGAGCUUCCUCAGCUUGCGUCAACCAGUAAAGAAGGCACAGACGGGCCUAAGCAUUUGACAGGACCUUUCUUCCCAGUGCUCAGUAAAGACGAGAGCACCACCCUCCAGUGGCCUUCAGAACUGCUGAUCUUCACCAAAGCAGAGCCCUCUGUGUCGUACAGCUGCAAUCCCUUGUAUUUUGACUUUAAGCUGUCUCGCAACAAAGACAUUAAAGCGAAAGGGGCGGAGAAACAGAAAGCUGCAAGCAGCCUUCCCAAGGAGAAAGCACCAUCUGCUGAAGAGGGCAGCCUGAGCAAGAGCAAAGAGGUGGGCACUCCUGCGGGCACCUCCACAGCAGUGCCGGAGAGCAAGUCCCUGUCUGUCUGCAGCAAGCAGGAGUCCAAUCCUGUGUCAGCUGGCAAGGGCGAGGGGCCAGAAGACAGCAGCAAAGGCGGCCUUGUUGGCCGCAAGGACAAAGUGGGGAAAUCCCACAAGCACAAGAAGAAGAAGAAGCACAAGAAGUCCACGAAACACAAACGCAGGCGCAAAGGCGAGACAGAAGACAAAAGCAGGGAUGGGGACCUGGCAGAAGAGAAAUCCAAGAAGCGGAAGAAACACAAACACAAAAAGAGCAAGCCGUCCUUUGCCACGGAGCUGGAGCGGACGCAAGGGGCCGACGAAACUGGCCACCUCAAGAAAAGAAAGUGGUGCGCUCAAGACUCUCAGCGGAAGUCUCUUUCCACCGAAGAAAGCGGCAACAAGAAAGAGGACGGUGGCACCUCUUCCCAAGAUCACGGUGGCAAAAAAACCAAAGGGGACCCGCAGCAGGCGUCAUCCACCGCCAAGAGGCGGGCCUCCACCUCCGCCCACUCCAGCCACAGAGGCCGGCAGAGCAGCGGUGGCUACGAGAGCGACGAGGACUCCUGCCACAAGCACUUCCGGCAGAAGUCUGCUUCGCAAUACAGCGACGAUUACGACUCUGGCAGCAACUGUUCCCGAAGCCGCUCCCGGUCAGGGCGUCGGCAUUCCUCCCGAAGGUCAUCCCAGAGGUCCUACUCAACGAGUUCAUAUGCCUCCUCUGACAACAGCCGGUACAGCCGGCGGCGCAGCUACUCGGAAGACAGCUACAGUGACUACAGCGACCGCUCUCGGAGCCGCACCAAGCGCUCCCACGACUCUGAGGACGAUUCUGACUAUGCCAGUUCCAAGCGCAGGUCGAAACGGCACAAAUACUCCUCUUCGGAAGACGACUACAGCCUGAGCAGGAGCAGAUCCCGGAGCCGCAGCCGAACCCACACCAGGGGGAGGUCGAGGACGAGAAGCCGGGGCAGGACGCGCAGCAGCAGCUGUAGCCACAGCCGGGGCAAGCGGCGGAGCCGCAGCCGGACUGGGCACAGCUGGAAACGGAGCAGGAGCUACAGCCGGGAGCGCAGCCGGAGUGCCAGGAGCCUCUCCCAGCGGUCUCUCUCCAGGAAGGGGUCCCGUGGCCACGAAAGCCCUGGGGAGAGGAGAUCCGCACGGCGAGACUUUAUCCGCUCAAAGAUCUACCGCUCCCAGUCCCCCCACUACUUCAGAGGCAGACCAGGGGAAGGGCCCGCAAGGAAGGAGGAAGCGAGAGGCGAUGAAGCGACAGGGACCACCGCCAGCCUCUCCCAAAACAGCGGCAACUCCAGCUUGGGGAGCAACUGCAGCUCCGAGGAGAAGAACUCGGCCACGGCUAAGCUCCUCCUGGAAAAAGUUCAGUCCAGGAAGGUGGAGAAGAAGCCCAGCGGCAGCGAGGACUCCCCCUCAGGGCCUCACAAGGUUGGGAUCAAGCUGAAAGAUCCCCCGCAAGGCUACUUUGGCCCUAAGCUCCCUCCCUCCCUAGGCAACAAGCCAGUCCUUCCCUUGAUCGGGAAGCUGCCCACAGUCCGGAAGCCAAACGCCAAGCAGUGUGAGGAGUCUGGGUUAGGAUUGGGGACCGGGGAGGAGCUGGAGCUGUCUGAGCUCGACGAAACCCCCCAUGAUGGCGGGGAGGCAGCUGCAGCAAGCCAACCCACAGUGGACGAAACCCUGGUGACGGAGACCCAGGAGAGCCUUCUGGGAGAUCAGAAGCCAGAAGAAGCAGGCGUGGAGAUGGCUCCCAUGCCCCUGGAGCCGCCAGCCCUCCCGGAACACUUUGGACCCGGCGACCUGCCCGUGCCGCACCCAUUCCCUGCCCCCGCGGAAAGCGAAGCCGCCGAGCCUCUGGACGGCAGCGCCCAGCCCGUCUCCCUCGAAGGCAGGAUGGUGCCGCUGGCCCCUGAAGUGGAGCCCUUCCCUAGCUACGUCCCACACAGCGCGGAGCCGAGCAUCAGCGGGGAGCCGGAAGGCAGCGAAGACUCUUCCCUGGCGCCACUGGAAAGCCAGCCCAUCACCUUCACCCCGGAGGAGAUGGAGAAGUACAGCAAGCUCCAGCAGGCCGCCCAGCAGCACAUCCAGCAGCAGCUCCUGGCCAAGCAGGUCAAGGCAUUCCCAGCCUCGGCCGCCCUGGCUCCAGCCACGGCUCCUGCCUUGCAGCCCAUCCACAUCCAGCAGCCAGCCGCAGCCGCAGCCACCUCCAUCACCACCGUGCAGCACGCCAUUCUGCAGCACCACGCUGCCGCCGCGGCCGCAGCCAUUGGCAUCCACCCCCACCCUCACCCCCAGCCUCUUGCUCAAGUGCACCAUAUCCCUCAGCCCCACUUGACCCCCAUCUCCUUGUCCCACUUGACCCACUCCAUCAUCCCAGGGCACCCCGCCACCUUCCUGGCCAGCCACCCCAUCCAUAUCAUCCCCGCUUCUGCCAUCCACCCGGGUCCUUUCACUUUCCACCCCGUCCACCACGCCGCCCUCUACCCGACCCUCCUGGCGCCCCGGCCAGCGACAGCGGCAGCCACGGCGUUGCACCUCCACCCUCUCCUGCACCCCAUUUUCUCAGGACAGGAUUUGCAGCACCCUCCCAGCCACGGCACAUGAAAGAACGAGAGAGGCAGCCUCUAUCGGGGAGGGGAGGGUUAGGGGAAAGAGAGGACAGGGGCAUGUCUGUCUGUCUCUGUGCGUGUGCAUCAGUCUCUCUCGUUCUCGGGAAGGCGGUGGCUGUCUCUGGACCUGAGAACAGCCCAGGAAGGGGGAGGAUUGGGCAGAGGCAGGGAGGCUCGAGGGAACAGGCCUGUGGAAGAUGGGAGAGCUGUGCUGCUGGUGCUUUGCUUGUAAGGAUGUUCAAGGGCUCGUGCGCCCAGGGAGGUGGCUUCUUCAGGGAUGUGCAGUCCUUUAGCAAAUGCAGCCCUUUUUAAUUUCCAAGUCACGUAGUAUAAAUCAUUUACUACCCACUCUGAAGACCUAAAGUGGGUAUACACAUCUAUCUUAUUUGGGCAACGAUAUCAAGUAUAAAGCGUGAAAGUUAGUGAUUUGAAUCCACCUUAAAGCUUAACCCGAGCAACAGAACCAAGAAAUACUCAGCACUUGAUCCAUCAUCUCCUCUGUUGCCCUCUCCCCUCUCUCCAGCUCCUAUUCGGGGAACCAUGUUCAGCAGUCCCCACUGAGCACCACAAACUGGGAAGUUGCUUUUCAGUGACCAGUUUCCACCCCCCAGACCAGCUUGGCAGUGCUCUCCUUCCUACACACCCUUUACGGCGCUGCUGAGAGAGCAGAGAGCAAUUCCUUGAUCAGUCCUUGAAGCAAUAUGUUGUACUGGAGUCCUGUGAACAUCCUGAACAUGACUCUGUAACUUGUACUCUUUUCCUCUGUAAUAUUGAUGGUUCCUUAUUAACUUAUGAUUUUUUUUUCAGAAGAAGAAAAAAAAAGAAUUUAAGAAAUUGCACUGAACUCUGUACAUGUCAAUGCUGCUUUUUGUAGCUCCUCUGACAAAUGUUCCAUAUUGAUAGUAUACCGCAAUAACAUUUUUUACAGCCCGUUCUUUGAGUGGUACUCGUUCAGGUGGCUUUAGUUAUCUAUACAUUUUAACGUAGUUGGAAAGGAAAUUCUUGUCAAAGGUUCAAUGCUUCUAGUUAUGGCUAGGGCACAAAAUGAUUUCAAGCAUGUAUAUUUUAAUUGAGCUCAUUUUUUUUAAACGUACCAUAAAAAAAGACUUUCAUUUUAUAGGAGAAAAUGUCACAGGGUUCGGAAAUAAACAAAGGAGCAGUGAUCUGGACUCCUUUGUCCCUUAGCUAACAAAGUCCAUCCUGUGUAAUGACAUCUCUAGUAAUUUCUGUGAAAAGGCAGGUUUGUGAGGCAGCUGAGGUGUCAUUCACUGUGUGCUUCAGUCGGUAGCCAGGCCCCUUAAGUUUGAGAGAAACAGUCCGUUCGUUUGGCAAAGCAAACAGUCGCUUUCUGGUCGCAGGAAUAGAUGGGACCCACCAAAAAACAACAACACCUGAGAGCCCAGCUAUUUUCCCUGGGAUUCAACCACUUGUUUUGAGUCAUUGCAGCAACAACAUAGCUUCUAGGUGUGGAUGGGUGUGUGUGUGUGUUAAGACUCCUUGUUUUCAAAUAUGUGCCUUUUUUAUGUUUUGGAGAGGCUUUGAGUGGUGUGUUUUCGUUCCGAAUCCCUUUCCUUCCCCCCCCUUGGGGUUUUCUUCUAUGGGAUGCCCUUUCCUCACAACUGCCCCUUGUCACCCAGUUGCAGCUCCCCAGGGUGCGGCCCCAAAGUGAACUAGGAAGCGGGGGCUCCCCGAAUCUCAAGGUUCUUUUGCUGAGUGCAAAAGGAGGCCGAGAUCCUGCAAAGCAGCGGCUGUUUUGGGACACGUGUCCAGACCCAAAGGGCACGCUACUUGCUUGUAUAUCCUGAGAUGCGGCCUCCAUUUUCAGAAAUUCAGAAAUAACCACUGCUGGCUGCUGCCCUGAAAUGGCAAGACUAUGGACUGCUUUCAAGCUUCCUUACCCUUGGCUACAACGAGACAAGCACUGGAAACUGCUGCUGUGACAAAGGGACUCGGUUCUUGGUAGUGGCUGUAGAUAAUUCAAGAAGUAACAGUAUUAAUUUCUCAGUGCUUCAUUCCCCUGAGGUCCAGACGGGAGACACGGCGCCCCAGCAGGGAGGAGGAGACUGGACUUCCACAAGAGUGCUUACCACAAAAGAGAACGCACUAUUACUUCAGUAUCGGCAGGCUAUAUUUAACUUUUGUCACAUAAAAAGUAUAUAUAUAAAUAUAUAUACAUGCUGUAAAAAUGAGGAAAAUAAACUUUCUAAUAAACUAGUAAUUUGGGGGAAA
This is a messenger RNA of Podarcis muralis (Common wall lizard), 9290 nucleotides long. RefSeq names its product G-patch domain containing 8 (gene GPATCH8). Gene Ontology annotation, molecular function: nucleic acid binding. NCBI's taxonomy places the organism in Eukaryota, Metazoa, Chordata, Lepidosauria, Squamata, Lacertidae. The record is from RefSeq and is a predicted model, not a curated record. Gene Ontology annotation, cellular component: nucleus.